This is a messenger RNA of Manis javanica (Malayan pangolin), 3044 nucleotides long. RefSeq names its product tubulin alpha 4b (gene TUBA4B). Gene Ontology annotation, biological process: microtubule-based process. Gene Ontology annotation, molecular function: GTP binding; structural constituent of cytoskeleton. Gene Ontology annotation, cellular component: microtubule. The record is from RefSeq and is a predicted model, not a curated record. NCBI's taxonomy places the organism in Eukaryota, Metazoa, Chordata, Mammalia, Pholidota, Manidae.
CUCAGUCCACGUGGGGCAGGCUGGUGUGCAGAUUGGCAAUGCCUGCUGGGAGCUCUAUUGCUUGGAACAUGGAAUCCAACCAGAUGGGCAGAUGCCCAGCGACAAGACCAUCGGGGGAGGGGAUGACUCCUUCAACACCUUCUUUAGUGAAACUGGGGCUGGAAAAUAUGUGCCCCGGGCAGUAUUUGUGGAUCUGGAGCCCACUGUGAUUGAUGAGGUUUGGAUGGGCACAUACCACCAGCUCUUCCAUCCAGAGCAACUUAUCACCGGCAAGGAAGAUGCUGCCAAUAACUACGCUGGAGGCCACUACACCAUCGGAAAGGAGCUCUUCGACCUGGUGAUGGACCGGAUUCGGAAGCUGGCUGACCAGUGCACAGGACUCCAAGGAUUCCUCAUCUUUCCCAGCUUUGGAGGGGGCACAGGCUCUGGCUUCACCUCGCUCCUCAUGGAGCGGCUCUCCGUUGACUACGGCAAGAAAUCCAAGCUGGAGUUCUCCAUCUACCCAGCCCCCCAGGUGUCCACAGCCGUGGUCGAGCCCUACAACUCCAUCCUGACCACCCACACCACCCUGGAGCACUCAGACUGUGCCUUCAUGGUGGACAAUGAAGCCAUCUAUGAUAUCUGCCGCCGCAACCUGAACAUCGAGCGCCCAACCUACACCAACCUCAACUGCCUCAUCAGCCAAAUCGUCUCCUCCAUCAUGGCUUCCCUGUGCUUCGACGGGGCCCUCAAUGUGGACCUGACAGAGUUCCAAACCAACCUGGUGCCCUACCCUCGCAUCCACUUCCCCCUGGCCACGUAUGCACCAGUCAUCUCUGCAGAGAAGGCCUACCACGAGCAGCUGUCAGUGGCAGAGAUCACCAAUGCCUGCUUCGAGCCUGCCAACCAGAUGGUGAAGUGUGAUCCCUGUCAUGGCAAGUACAUGGCCAUGUACUUUUCUCUACUAAAAGGGCUGACUUUCAAAUCUCUAUUUGACUCCUGUGUCUUUCUCUCAACUGGUUUCAAACAUGGAAAGAGAAGAGGGGAUACCUGGGGUGCCCGUCAAACCCCAAGAAGUUGCAGUCACUUAUUGAGCACCUCCUAUGUCCCAGGCCCUGUAUCCAUAUUGUCUUAUUUAAUCUGGAAGUAAAUACAGUUACACCUGGUGGACUGGAAGCUUCAUGGAAAGGAGGACUGUUCUAUCCUUCACACCCAGAAUGUUGCCUGACAUAAUUAGACACCCAAUAUUUGUUGAAUAGAUUUGUUAAAUGAAUGCCUAUUUUAUAGAUGUGGAGACUGAGGCUCAGAGAAGUUCUGUGACUUGCCCAAGAUCACUCAGCUACAAAAUGGAGGAGUCAGGAUUCAAAUCCAGGUUGGCCCUGGUCAAAGCCUGUGCUGCUGCCCUCCACUUGCUCAGAUGCCCUCCCUUCCUGCCUGAAGCAGUUCCAGGCAUCCCUCCAGACGCCACCUCUUCUGGGCCUGCCAGGUCCCCAGUGCCCAGACAGUGACUCAGGUGCCUCAAAGGCAGGGAGGAGGUGACGCUUGAUAGUCCCCUGCCCAGGAGCUGUGGUGAAGGACAUGGCGUGGGUGGGAGGGACCCAGGAUGGGAGGGAACCAGCUUCUGGGGCUGAACAAGGGCAGAGGCAUCUUUGGGGCUGUCAGUGCCCUCUGGAGAAAGGCCCCACGACAUCUCAUAGGAAAUGAGGUAUGGCUUGAGAGAGGCCAGGAGGGAGGACCAGAGAGGGAGGCGAGGUCUUCACCUCCCAGGAGAGCUGGGCAUCUGGAGAGGUGGCCAGCUUCCCCUCCCAUUUGCUGUACCAGCCAGCCCACCCUGGGCAGCUGUAUGACUAUCUGCUCACAGACCCCGCAGGGCCUCCCAGCUAGUGAUGCUGCUGGUGAGGACCAGCAGACGGAGAUCGGACUGAGCAGGGAUUGUGAGGCGAGGGGCAGCUGGGGUGUCACCCAGCCCGGCUCCUGGGGGCUCCCUCAAUCUAGGGGAAUCCUUGCAUCCUUAACGCUUGUAAAGCCAGAGUGCAGUGUCUUCCACAAGAAAUAGAUUCUCAAACUUGAAUUCCACCCAACACAUUUAUUCCCUUGCCUCUGAUGUGUUAGGAACAUGCCUGCCUCCAAAGCUGCGUUCUCACCGUUUCCUCCUUUGGAAUGCCAACCUCCCCCUGCUUGUCUCAGUGUUGCCAUUCCUUCCAGUUUAGGUCACAGCCACCCAGAACCUAUCAGCCCUGGGGAGCCCCCCCUUCUCUAGAUUCUCCCAACACCUACUGUCUGUCCCUAUCACUCAUUUGGCACCUGGUAUCGACUGCCUUGUAUGGCAGCACUUAGCUUCUUGCCAAUAUCCUAUUUCUACAACUAGAUUAUUUAAAAUUAAGUAUUACAUAAAUUACCAAAGAGGUUUACAAACAGCAAAAAUAAAUCUAUGCAGUGAAAAUUAGUCUCCAUUUUUCCCCUCUUGGCAGCCUCCACUGCUGACUUUUGGGUUAGUGUUUUCUUCCAGAGGCAUGUGUGUAUACACACUUUGAUAUACUUUGUUCUACACCUUGUUUUUUCAUUUCACAAUAAAUCUAGAAGAUGGUUCAAGUCAUUCUUUUUGGUGAUAAUAUAGUAGUCCAUUGUAUAAUGUAUCAUUGCUUAUUUAAUCAGUCUGCUAUUAAUGGGUAUUUAGAUUGUUUCCAAUCCUUUGCUGUGAAAAAAAAUGCUGCAACCUUUGUUCAUACUUCUUUGUAUGUAUGCACAACUGUAAAUUCUUAGCAUUGGAAUUUCUGGGUCAAAAGCUAUGCACUUUUAAUUUUGAUAUGCCCCAUGUCGUUCUCUUUACAAGUUAUGCCAAAUUAUCCUCACAUUACCAAUGUAUGAGAAUGCCUGUGCCCAUACAGUGUAUUCAACUUCUUGCUCUUUGUCAUUUGUAAGUGAAACAAAAAAUUUUGUUGCAGCUUUCCUUUAUAGUUCUCUUAUUAUGAAUGAGAUUGAACAUCUCAUGUGUAAAAGCCAGUAUUUUCUCAUGUGUAAACUGUCUUGUCUGUACCCUUUGCCCAUUAAAAACUUGCAUUGUU